AUGCUUCAGCCCGAAUGCCCCCACAUUCAAGGGGGUAUAGAUCUUAUAUCCAAGUUAUUCCGGUGUCCGAAACUUCAAUAUCUGCAUGUUAUGGACGCUUGGGGCGAAGGACCGCUUCACUGUCCGCAAGUCCCAGAGCAUCUUCAAGUCUCAUUGAAGCUCGACGGCUAUACGUCCUGGGAACGGAUGGAAGAUUAUUAUCGUAUUAUACCGCGUGCUCAUCACCUCGCCACUGCCCUAAUUAUCACCGACCGUGUGCCUUCUGCGUGGCCCAAGACCUUGCGAAGGAUAGGAGUGGCGGGACCUGCCUUGAUGCUCAAAGAAUGUUUGAACGAUUUGAACACCUUUAAAGCCUUCCGACAACCAGAACGAGGUUUGUAUCUCGAUGCGGACGCUCGUAAAGCUAUCCUGUCGUCCGGGUGCUACGAUAUGGUUGUGGAUUUCGAAGCGCAGAUGUUGGACUUUUCUCUGGAAGGAAAUGGUCGGAAACACUGUGGACAAUUGGCGUCACAGCUCGCUUCUAUCAUGCCUGGCCUCAAGACAUUGCGGUUAGGUAUGUUGGGCGACCUCGACAACAUUCGAGGGAAAAGGUGUUUGAAAGACAAGGACAUUACGCAUCUCAUUGAACACCUUCCUUCGCUGCGUCACCUUCAGAGACUACAAUGCAAUAUUGACUACCCUUCUGCAAUUACCGACAUCUUCCGGAAAGAGGCUCUCCUUCGAGCGGACGCCGAGCGCCUUGCAUUAGCUUCCCCAACUUUGUCCUCGAUCAAGCUCUCGAAUUUGCUCACACUGCAUUGCGAGGAGACCAACUGGGAGCAUGUGUUUUUGUCCGUAGACUUCGCCAUUCACCGGGACGGGCGGAAUGUUACCUUGACAGAGUGGAAGUAUAACUUGGUUGAUGUUUCUGACUCGACUCGGGACGUCUGCACGAAACACCGCAUGGCCGGCCCUAGCUCACGCUGA
Messenger RNA from Stereum hirsutum FP-91666 SS1, 966 nucleotides. RefSeq lists its product as uncharacterized. NCBI's taxonomy places the organism in Eukaryota, Fungi, Basidiomycota, Agaricomycetes, Russulales, Stereaceae. The transcript has 4 exons. Bases 1 to 966 code for a protein of 321 amino acids. The record is from RefSeq and is a predicted model, not a curated record.